GGUUCGGCGCCCCCCCCCCGCCCCCCGUUCGCGCUGCAGCUGCAGCCGUGCGGCCCCGGCGGCUUCGUGCCCGUGUACCCCGCGGCACAGACUUUUGGCUCCGCCCCCGCCGGCCCCGGCCCUUUGCCCGGCUCGGUGGGCGGGGCCGGGGGGGCUCCCCUGGGGCCCCCGCUGGGUCUGGGGGUGCCCGAGGGGCACCGGGGGUCCCUCCCCCACGAUUACCUGCCCAUCGCCGUGCUGACCACGCUCUGCUGCUUCUGGCCCACGGGCGUGGUGGCCAUCGUCAAGGCCGUGCAGGUGCGCACGGCGGUGGCGCGUGGCGACAUCGUGUCGGCCGAGAUCGCCUCGAGGGAGGCGCGGAACUUCUCCUUCAUCAGCCUGGCCGUGGGCAUCGCCGCCAUCGUGCUCUGCACCAUCCUCACCGUGGUCAUCAUCAUCGCCGCCCAGCACCAGGACAACGACUGGGACCCCUGAGACCCCUCCCCGAAAAAAAAACCCGCCCCAAAAA
Messenger RNA from Camarhynchus parvulus, 508 nucleotides. Its product is annotated as proline-rich transmembrane protein 1-like. The transcript has 3 exons. The annotation marks the transcript as partial. The record is from RefSeq and is a predicted model, not a curated record. Gene Ontology annotation, cellular component: membrane. NCBI's taxonomy places the organism in Eukaryota, Metazoa, Chordata, Aves, Passeriformes, Thraupidae.